Lemur catta (Ring-tailed lemur) is the source of this 9363-nucleotide messenger RNA. RefSeq names its product signal sequence receptor subunit 1 (gene SSR1). The record is from RefSeq and is a predicted model, not a curated record. Bases 192 to 1052 code for a protein of 286 amino acids. Gene Ontology annotation, cellular component: endoplasmic reticulum; endoplasmic reticulum membrane. The transcript is spliced from 8 exons. Lineage: Eukaryota; Metazoa; Chordata; Mammalia; Primates; Lemuridae.
CACUCCCCUAGCCCUAUCUUGGAGCAGCCACGUCGCGGCGCCCCUCGGUCGGAGGAGGGGCGUGGCGAAGGCCAUGCGGGGUACGUGCCCCGCCCCUCCCCGCCCGGAGCCCGGAUGAAGAGUAUCGCCAUUACCGCCGGAGCCGCUGAGAACCCUGGCGGACAGGGACUGGACCCCGGACUGGCCGCGCCAUGAGACUCCUGCCCCGCCUGCUUCUCCUUCUCUUGCUCGUGUUCCCCGCCACUGUCUUGCUCCGAGGCGGCCCCAGAGGCUCAUUAGCAGUGGCUCAAGAUCUUACAGAGGAUGAAGAAACAGUGGAAGAUUCAAUAAUUGAAGAUGAAGAUGAUGAAGCUGAGGUCGAAGAAGAUGAACCCACAGAUUUGGCAGAAGAUAAAGAGGAAGAAGAUGUAUCUGGUGAACCUGAAGCUUCACCAAGUGCAGAUACUACUAUCUUGUUUGUAAAAGGAGAAGAUUUUCCAGCAAAUAACAUUGUGAAGUUCCUGGUAGGCUUUACAAACAAGGGUACCGAAGAUUUCAUUGUUGAAUCCUUAGAUGCCUCAUUCCGUUAUCCUCAGGACUACCAGUUUUAUAUCCAGAAUUUCACAGCUCUUCCUCUGAACACUGUAGUGCCACCUCAGAGACAAGCAACUUUUGAGUACUCCUUCAUUCCUGCAGAGCCUAUGGGUGGACGACCCUUUGGUCUGGUCAUCAAUCUGAACUACAAAGAUUUGAAUGGCAAUGUAUUCCAAGAUGCAGUCUUCAAUCAAACAGUUACAGUUAUUGAAAGAGAAGAUGGGUUAGAUGGAGAAACAAUCUUUAUGUAUAUGUUCCUUGCUGGUCUUGGGCUUCUGGUUGUUGUUGGCCUUCAUCAACUCCUAGAGUCAAGAAAGCGCAAGAGACCCAUACAGAAAGUAGAAAUGGGUACCUCAAGUCAGAAUGACGUUGACAUGAGUUGGAUUCCUCAGGAAACUUUGAAUCAGAUCAAUAAAGCUUCACCAAGAAGGUUGCCCAAGAAACGGGCACAGAAGAGAUCAGUGGGAUCUGAUGAGUAAAUGUUCCUUUGUGCAACAAUUCAGUCUUUGCUUAACCUGCCCUAAUGUUUUUCAGCCUGAUGGGAAUUAGUGCAGAGAAGCCAUGUCACCAUAGAAGGCAACUACUACUUAUGUGUGGACUGAGAAAUCAGAGUCUGUGGCGAUAAUAUUGCUGAAAAUGCACUGCAUUCGUUUUUCUAAAGUAAAAAUCUGGUUUUUUUAAAACCAUUAAAAUCUCUGUGUGUGUGUGUGUGUGUGUGUGUGUGUGUGUAUGUGAGCAGUUGGUUUUACCAGAAUCAUUGUUGAACUACCUGAAAUGAGCCUUUAGAAUACUAAAUAUUAUGCUUUUGUCUCUUCCUUUUUGACAUUUUCUGAUUUUCCUCCCCCCCAAAACUCAGUGAAUAUUUGCUCUAUAUGAUUGUUGAUGUCCUGCCUUGAAUAGUUUUAAAGGGAAGAAUUUGUUUCUUUCUUGGAAUAGCUCAAAUUUCAAUUGAUGGCACAAAUUAGUAUUUUGUUGUUGUUGUUUAACAACUAGUAUUCUAAAGGCACAAGCAGGAUUAGCUGCUUUUUGGCAAUAGAAUUGUUUGGUAUUUUGCUGCUGUUUACUAUAAUGCACACCUUCAGAAAACUUCCCAAAUGAAUUCAAGCAAUUUUGGGAUCUCUCUAGCAAACAAAAUUGUGAAACAUGAAAAUUCUGCUGACUUUGAUAUGUAAAACUUAACCCCUUUUUUAACAAAAAGAAAACAGUACAUUUGUGUAAACUGGGUUGUGUUGUCCAUUGUUACUGUACUUCUGACCCAGAGAUAGCUCUGGGAUGAUUUUAGACCUACUCAGUUUUUUUUUAAAGAAAUAAUUUUUCUCUCCUUAAUAGAUGCACCCCUUCUUAAGAAAAGUUGCCUUGGUCUACAGAUUAAGCAGAAAAUUAAAUUGUGGGGACAGAGAUAUAUGCCGACUAAUCCUAGUCUUAAAAAAAAUGAGUUGGAUGUUUUAAAGCUGCUAACCAAUCUAAACUUUGGGGAGUUUUGGUUGUUGACAUAACCUUUUUUUCAGUUAAUUCAAAAAAUUCCAAAAAAUUGUGCUUAAGACCUUAGAACCAAAAUUAAACUAGACUUCAUAAAAUUCUCUUAGAGAGUUAUUCUUGCCCUAGGCAGUAAAUUAAGUUUGGCAUUAUUGUCAGACUAGAUAAAGGAUAAAGUAAAAACAAAUAAGAGGCUUUCCCUCUCUAUCUUUAAGCCAUAUUCUCCCACAUAUAUUUUGUAAGGAAAUGGUAAAUGGAAUUUUAGUGGCUCAUUAAUUCCUGACCUCUCUUCAUUCUCAUCCAAUUCAAUGCCCCCUACACCCAUGCCCACACAGACAAAAAACAAAACAAAAUACAUACACAAACAAAAAAAGUCUUUCUGAGCUGUUAAAGUAUUUAAACAUCUGAGCCAAAGCCAAUGACAAUAGAAGUUUUUGUAUAAUUGUUAAACACUUUGCAGGCAGAGCCUAAAUUGUCAAAUUACCUAUAUUGGCAUUGCUGGACUAUAAACUUUGUACUAUAAAGUGUUUGAGUUUUUAAUUGGGCUGUAUGAUUGGUAGUUUGUUUUGAAAAAGCUCUAUGAGCUCUAACUCUGCAUGGUUUUUUUGUUUAAUGUAACAUAGGAGAGCCUUCAUAUUCUCAAGGAAUAUAUUCCAAAACAUUUUUGUGAAUAUUUAAGUUGUGAAACUGCUAGAAUAUAAUGCAGCAAGUUGUUAGUACAAUGGCCUGUAGAGAGUCUUACUGAGUACGUGGUAAUACAUUGCAAAAUCACACCAAGCUAUAGAGCUGCCAGCCCUCCUCACUCCUAAGCAAUUUGCCUUACAUACCAGCCCUUCUACUUCUGAGGUUCAAAUUAGUGCCUUCAGAAAUGUAGAAUUUAUUAUUUGUCAUGUUUUAUUCUUUUAGUGUAGAUUGGGAACAGUUGAAAACUCUUAAGUGCUCAGAUGCCAGGGGUCGUCUAUAGCAUCAGUAAGUAUUUAGCAGAAACUAACUCCAUAAUGAAUGGAAUUCAGUUCCACACAUGGUUUGUUCAAGCACACUUAAUAAGUAGCCUAUUUUUUAAAUGUAAAUAUUUGAAUGAAGUUUUUCUUUGUUUUGAUAUAUUCAUUUGCUACACCAACCAUGGAUUCAGAAUUCUUCUUUUCAACAACUUGGUUUCAGAAUAUGUAAAAUGAACUUAAGGAUCUUGUGUAUCAAACCUGUCACCUCAAUGUGUGAGAAUAAUGUGUUCAUAAAGCAUGGAUCUUGCUUUGGUUGUAUAGCUUCAUCAUUUAUUUCAUAGUCUUACAUAGUGACUUGUAGGGCUAAUCCUGCCCUCUGAAGCAUUGUCCAAGGAGGGGAAAAGGGACAUGGGACCUCCGAGUUAGAAGCCUUAGGGAAGGAGUAAAAGUAAAAAUCAUAUGGAAAGAAACAUUGACUUAAUGAGGUUUUUAAUUUUAAGCAGCUUCAGAAAAUGUGACUUUGAUAGGAGGAAAAGGCAAAUUUAGACCUAAAAAUAUAUUAAAGAACUGCUGUCUUAAGAGUGCAUUUGUAGGUCAUCAGCCUAGAACGGUAGUCUUGACUUUUGGGGAGAAGUAAAUAGUAGCAAUGUAACAUUGAAACCUUUACUUAAUGACGGAUUAUUUUGGAGGUACAGUAGAUAAAUGUAAUAAUAGGCAAGGCUCGUAUAUACCAUUCUUCUUUUGCAGUACAAUGAUAUCCAUACCCUUGGUAUGAAGGAAAAUUUACUUGGUUAGUGCAUUUGAAUAAUGAAAUAAUUUUUAACUCACCAAUACAACAAGAUUUUUUAUAGACCACGCCCUUUAUUUUAGUUCUAAAAUUAGAUACUAGCUUAAAUGUAAAAACAUUUUCAGAUACACUUAAGUACUUCCACAGUUUUAGAUGGCAUCAUUUGCAGCUGUAGAACUAAAAAUAAUAAAUUUGUUCUGAUUUUCUUAAAGUCCUACUUCGAACUACUACCUCCAGCUUAGUGAAGAGCAUCCUAACAUAUACAAGAUCCUUGUUAUUAAUGUAAGUGAAAUGUUAGGUUUCAUUGUUAAGAAACCUAUGUAGAUAGAGGUCUGUAUAUCUGUAAGAUCAUCCUUAGAGGAUAUUUAGGAAGGAAGAACAACACUUAAGAACUGACUUGGAAUCAUCUAAAUAAUUUCUUUAGGACUCUUAUGAACUUAGUAUUUCCAUGAUUUUAUCCUUUUUCAUUUAUACAAAAACGUGGCCUGUGUUAAUUAUAUGAUUUGAAGUUCUGGGGUUUUUCUUUUUUAAGAUUUUGGAGUUGUUUAGGGAUAUGGUGCUUAGGUUUAGGUACCAGUUAGCUGCUUUUUUAGGGAAGUAGAAAGGGAACUCAUUUACUAAACAUCAGUCAUGUGCUAUGUUCCUUGGGCCUUUCCAUUUAUCAUCUCAUAAACCUUCAUACCAAUUCAAGGAGGGUGAUAUUAUUCUCAUUUUGUAGAUGGAAAAAACAAAACCUGACUUUAAGUAGUUUGGUCAAGGUUACAUAUUGAAUAUGGAAAGUUCAAAUAACCUCAGUACUGAAUAUACUAUAUAUACUUGCUAUAUGAUAUAAUAGUGUAUAAAACCCCAAAGAGUCUUCUGAGCUAUUAUAAAUUGAUUUGUCUAUUGUGGUAUGUAUGUAUAGUUAUUUCAAAUUGACAUUUCGUUUUUGUUUAUAAUCAUUCAGUUAUCCACAAUACCCUAUUUAAUCUCUACUAAUCACGUGUCUUUAUCUCCCUUAUUAACAGAAUCAUAGUCUUUAAAAACAUUUUCUGCAAGUUAGAUUUAAUAAUUGCUUGAUUGGAUUUCCAAGCUGAAAAGGGUUGAAAGGUCCAUCUUCAUGUUAGAGGUGAUAGUGACGUACGUGUCUGCUUUUGGGUUAUACAACCAGAUAGAACUGUGGUUACAGGUUUAGGCUUCUCUAGUCUUCUUUCUGUUCUGUUACGGAUUUCCCUUAAUAGGCACAGUGGGGCAUUGAAAAAAGAAUCCAGUGUACCUGGAAAGCACAUGAAGGAUAACCUUUAAAGUCUCUAAAUCACAGUCAAAGAUGAUUUGACUGCCUUGUUUGUUCCCCUGCUGUCCCUUAUGUAGACUUGUGUCAGUACCUGUGGCAGUCUGUCUGUCUCCCUCUGUAUUAGGAGCUCUGAAUCUUGUUUUUUAUCCCUAGCUUCUAGCUCACAAUUAUGUACGAACUUACUACUGUUCAAAGGAAGAAGAGAAAAUGUGGGCCAGUUUUCAUUUGCUAUUCUUCUGUGUGAUUAGUGGGAUUCAUAAAUAUUCCUGGUGGUAAGCCAUUGUCAUUGGCAAUUCUGAGAGGCUGAACAAAGAGAGGUGAUACGGUAUGCCAGCCUGGGAAUUAGGAGACCUUUGUUAGUCUGCCUCGGCCACUAUCCAAAGGUAGCUCAUCCCUGGAGUCUCAGCGUGUUCUUUUGUAGAUUGAGAGGUACUUGAAUUGUCAGCCCUAAACCCUUAAUGCAAUGUUAUUAAAUGGUUCUUCUUUAAAGUUAGUUGUUUACUUAGCAGAAAAGAACUCACAUUGGGCUGCAGGGGUUCAAAUCCCAGAUCCUCUCCUCUUAGGUGGAGACAAGUUGCAGAACCUCACUGUGCUUCAGGUUUUGGUGCCUGCCUCCUAGGUUUGUUAGGCGUUAAUACACGGAAGGUGCUUAGAACAUUGCCUGGCACUCAGUAAGCCGUGUAAUCACUGCUCUUACAACAUCCCAUGAAGCAUGGGGUGGGAAAAGAGUAUAUGGUACUUUUUGGACAUUGAUGUGGAGUAAUAGUUAAAUUCUGAGUAUGUGAGCUAAAAAUAGUUUUCUUUUUUAACUAAAGAAUAAAAGUUUCAAGAUGGCCAUGUAAUCUGGCUAGCGCUGUGGAUUUCUCAAUGAACCAGAGUAAUAAGGCUAGCAAGGGGAGUUUUUGUGAUAAAUCUUUUAGCACCUACAUGCCCAGUGCUGCUUUUGUAGAAUACUUGGAGAGCCCACAUAUUUUCCAGUGAAGUUGUUGGUGUUCAAAUCAUUUUUGAAACUCGUUUCUCAGAAUUUCGGCAUAUGAACCACCCAAAGAAAAGCAGUCUUAUUUCUGAAUGUUUUUUCAGGAAUCAUACUGCUCUGAUCAUCCAUCUUACAUUUGUGGAAAUAGGUGCUUAACGUCUAAAGGCACUUUAGAAAGGAGUAUCAGAAGUACUUUAGUCAAAAAUGGUGUUUCAGAUUGAGUCUGUCAAGCAUCUCCUCUUUCACGUAGAUCCUCAUUUCAUCAUCACAUGAUGAACAGGCUGCAGGAGCCCAGGCAUCCAUCCGAUCACAUUUGGUCUAUUGCUCUUUCCAGCUUGGUUGGAAUAAGGUGUACAGAUCGUUUGACAGGGAGCACGUUCACAGUAAUGCAUGAAAUACACCUACCUGUGUUCUCGUUGCAACACUUAGGAUUUGCUUGGGAUUUUAUAUUCUCCGAUGUGCUUUCUUUUUUUUUUUUUUUUUUGAUGCUAUCACAGUCCAGAGUCAAGCUACAUUUGUAGAUACUCUGUCUGGACAAUAGCUUUCAUAAAAGGACCCAUUGCCAUCAUCCCUGGUAGAAGAUGUAAAGCAAUCGGUCCCCAGUACAUAAUGAGAACAAGAUUUCAUCCCCUGGAACUCUCCCGAGCAGUUUAAGUACGUGCAUUUGAAAGUCUUGCAUGUAAUAUCUCAUCCAGUUCAUAAUCAUCAACCUUUUCAUGUCUGAAACAUAUUGAUGUGUCUUACAUCUGGCCGUGUGAGCCCAUGCCGCUGUCUCCCAGGUGGAAGUCGGAUCCAGAGCAGGCUGCUAUCUGCUCUUGAAGCAGAGUCUGGCCAAAGGGCCACUCUAAGUGACUAUGAGUAUGUUUGUCUUUACUUCUUCCUUAGGUGAAGUCCACCUGAGUAGCACAUAUCUGGCUUAUACUGCAGCCUCCUGCCUAGAAGUAGUCACAUUUCAGGAACCACCUGUAAGAAUCUGUGACCCGUUGGUCACACUGGCUUUUCACAUACCGAAUGGCGGCUUCAGAGAUUUGAUUUCAAGAGAUAACCCUGUUGGUGGGCGUUCAUGGUUAUCUCUGUAGGGUGAGAACUUUGUUGCAUCGACUGCAACAAAGGUGAACACAAGGUGCUCAGAGCUGAGUCCUUAUGGUUGAACCUCUUCGCUGUCACCAACCAGCUCCUGUCCCUUCCAGAUUGUUGAAGACUUAUCGCCAGUUGUAAACCUCCUUUCCCAUGUCCUCUCCAUCUCUGGCUUCUUUCCUUUCAUGCUAUCUAUACAAAAACCCUCUUGUCUUAAGUCUUGCGCACGACUCUCCUGCCUCUAGCUGCUUUUUGUUGUUUUUCCCUUUGUCAAAACAGCUGCUAUGCUAUUAGCUUCCUUUUCUUUACCAGACUUUGUUUUCAAUUUCCUUCUAAUUAGCUUCUGCCCAGGAAGACCUGCUGUCUUAGGAGCUCAUGGCUCCCCACUUGCAGGAAACAACUUCAGUCUCAGUUCCCCGUUUAGCCCAUUGACCUCCGGCCCCCAAAUUCACCGUUGCUUCUGUGACCCUGCAUGACCCUGCCCUGAGCUCUUUUUCUUUUGGCGAUUCUGUUCACUAGCCCCAAGGUAGCUCAGGCUCAUCCUCCCCUCCUAUGGACUAGCGUGUUAAGAGACCUCGGUACUUCUCUUGGCUUCCUCUGCUAACUCUUGAUUAAUUCAUUCCUGAUUUUUAGACCUAAACUAUUUCCUUAGUGCCAUUAUAACUGCCUGUGACUCAUUUUCACUUAAAGUUCUUAUUAUAACCCCAAACCAACAAAUCACAGAUAUUUACUUUCCUCCAUAAGCCUUCCCAGUCUAACUUCCUGUCAUUUUUCAGAAACAUGACUCUCUCAUUUAGCCAACCUGAAAUCUUACAAAGCCCCUGACUAUGGUAUUUUGCACGUUAAGUAUUUAAUAAAUGAUUACUAAUUUUAGCUCUGAUGUGAAUAAGAUUUCAUUUCUCUCCACUUCAUAAUCUAACAACUUACAGAACUUGAGGGAAAUCUGAAUUUAUGCAGUUUGGGCAAAAAUACCUCUGGUUCAAAAUACUUUUUUAUGUUUUCUAAUUGAUUUCAGGAGGUCUUGGGUUUGCUAUUUUAAUUUUAGUGCUUGCAAACUCAAAAUGUGAUUUCUGGCAUCAUAUUUUCGUCAGAUUUGUUUAUGGUAAAACUUCUGCAAUGUGAAGUUUUAUUGGGUAAUUAUGUCUGAAAAUGUUAUUUGGAUAUCUUUUGAGACUAUUUAAUGAAAGUGGAAUAAUGAAUCCUUAAAAUUUUUGUGCAGCUUAGAGAAAUGUUCCUGCUGUUUAUCUGGAAAUCUCAUAUUUUUUUAAGUUUGGUAAACCCAAGAUGUAAGUGAGCACUUUUCUUUCUUGGUUAUUUUCAUCGAUCUGACCUACUGCUUACACUGGUCUACUGUCCUGUCAAAUGCAUCUUUUAAUUUAUGUAUCACUUAAUUAAAAAGCCAAUCUUGAAAGUAUUUUUGUGCAACAUGAAAUGUUUCCUAAAGUACCAAUGCAUAUUACUGCUUGGUCUUGACGAUGAGAAGCACUAAAGGAAUCUAAAAUAGUAAGCCAAAAAAAAAAAAAAAAAAGAACAUUAUGAUAUUGAUCAGAAUUUCUCCCUGGAAAUUAUUUUAAAAGUUCACACGUUCUCUACUUAAAAAAUUUAGACAUUUCAAAUAACAAAGUGGUGUUUAGAAUAAAGCUGAUUUAAGAUGAGUUUUACAUGAGCUAUUGGGCUGUCAGCUAGUUGGCUUUUCAGAUAAUGACCAUAAAGGCACUUCCUCCCUAAGGUCUCUCCCCGCCCCCAUUCCCCGCCCACCUUUGAGGGUUUUGGUUCCCAAUAAUAUUCUGACCAUUUAAACAUUUCUAAGCAAACAGAGAUGGAUCUUGGAUUUAAUUUUCUUGGUUGUACCCAGUGAGUCAGUAGUACCUACAAUUUGUUUAAGAUUUUAUUCUAAAGCAGUAGAACUGAAUGAAUGUGUUCUUCAUAGAAUAAGUAACUUGAUUAGAGGCUGUGCACAUGUGUUAGAGAUCAGUCUUUGUAAACUAUGUAAUGUUUUCAGUCUUUUCUGCUGAAAGGGAAAAAAUGCUUUGAGAAUUAAAAAAAAUUAGGACAGUAAGAACCAGCAUUUUUAUGUCUUCUCUGCAGUGCUUGAAACCCUCAGUAUUAAAUUUUGGAUUAAUCCAAAGUUUAAAAAGAAAUACACCAAAAUGCUAAAGCAGUUUUUGUGUUAGGGUGGUGGAUUUACAUUUUCCUUUUCAAAAUGUUUGUAAUGUGCUUAUAUUUUAUAAUGGAAGCAAUAAAUGCAAUGUUAAAUUUA